This is a messenger RNA of Colias croceus (clouded yellow), 2352 nucleotides long. RefSeq lists its product as uncharacterized. Lineage: Eukaryota; Metazoa; Arthropoda; Insecta; Lepidoptera; Pieridae. The coding region runs from base 106 to 387 and encodes 93 amino acids. The transcript is spliced from 3 exons. The record is from RefSeq and is a predicted model, not a curated record.
GGAUCAGACAAUAUUUGAUUAGCGCGGGGAGUGUAAGCUGGUAAGAAACGUGUUUUCUCCUUACGUGUACACUACUCGCUUGUGGUUAUUAUAUUUUUAACAGUUAUGAAGAAGAACAAGAGCCAUUUUUCUGGUAAGAAAACCGUGUCUAAACCACAAAAGGAAUCCCCCAAGGCGGAGGAGAGCGCGCUGCCAAAGUUGGAUUCCCUCGAUGAAGAAAACCAAGGCUUCGGCGGAUGGUUGAGAUCAGACGAUGGCUUGGAGAACAUGAAACUAUUCGUCAUAGCCAACAGCAUUGUUUUACUAACGACUCUGGUGUAUCCCCAGUUGCAAAUUGUAUUCAAUAUUAUAUCCGAAGCUAUAUACGGCACUGAAACUGAAUAUUAAUUGUACUAAUUUUAUAAUUUGAAUUACAAUACUAUAUAUUAUAUAACCUUCUGCUAAAUGUAUGAAUUACAAUACUGUAUGUGUAUAACCCUCUACGUUACUAUAAUUACUACAGACUUUUGUUUACUGAAAUAGUUUUAAAUUAUAAGUUUACGAAUAGAAUACGCUGAUAAAAUAUAACAAUAACUGUCAAAUAAUUUGUGCAAAAUUUAGGCAAAUAACUUUUAAUAACAGCAAAUGAGAACGCGAUAAGAUUUUAAUUACAAAGAGAAUUAUUAUAAGGACGAAAUUGAGUGUUGUAAUUACAUAGAAAACGCUAGAAUAGUGCCUUAAUUUUGUAGUUCAAUAUUAUCUUAAAUUUAAUGUUUAAGUUAAGUGUUUUCAACGUUUAAUUAAAAUAUUAUAUUCUGUAGAGGUGUAAGAUACUACAUACGAAAACACCUAUAAUAUUAUUAAUAUUAUAUUAAUUUAGAUAAUAUAUAACACACGACAGGCAGAUUUAUAUGUGCGUAUUAAAUAGUAAUUGACAGUGAUUGUUUUACAAAUCCACAGAUUUAAUAAAUUAACCAGUGUUUUGUGUUAAAUAUGUUUAAACAAAACACCUCUCAUUAAUUUCAGAACAAUCGAACAUCCAGUUAAAUUUUAUAUUUCAAAAUAUCGAGGGCAGCCGAUCCAACUGUCACUUAAACUAUAACCGAGUUCGGCUCCACCUAAUUCGAUCGACCAAAUCAAUUUUAACCAACCCAGAUUUCCAGCAAUUAUAUCGUACUAAGCCGAAAUUCAUUAUUGGAAAUAUUUAAGUCAAAUUAAUUCAUCCAGAUCUGUUGGAUUUCUACUAAUUACUUAUUAAAUUGUCAAGUGUAAUUGGAAUUUUCGUAAUUGUUAUAGUGAUUUAUACAAUAUAAGCUUCGGCGAACACAAUUUACUGUGGUUUCACAUUGAAGAGAAAUCUUCAGAUAUAUCCAACUUGUGUAGAAUUUAGAAUUUAAUAUUAUGUUAGAGCUGAGCAUUGUUAAUAAGUGUUUCUAAUUAGACGUAUUAUGUUAUCGAUAUUUAAACUUGUAUAACAAUAUUGUAAUUCUUGUUACUGGGAUCUCAUUCUUAGUAUCUUUCCGUAUAUUAGGAUGUUUUAACUUUGUGCUUUCGCGUAACAUAAACUUUUUGUUCUCUAGUAAACCAAGAAAACGGUAUCGCUUUACAUUGCCUCAGAAAACGUCCCCGUUUUUAAGUAGGUAACCUAUUUGUAAAGCCUUAAAACCUAACACUUAGCGUAUGCUUUUGCGAACUUUAUAUAGGCACCUAUUUGUAUACUAAGCCGCUAAGUCUAGAUGAUGUAAGUGCGGAUUUGCUAACUAUUCAAUUUUUAAGACCACUCAUAUUUCGUAUGUUAAUGUGAAGUUCUUGGAUGUAUUUUUUAAAUAUUUCUUUCAAUUUAGAUUGAAGUAAAAUAUUCCUUUUUAAUUUAUAAAGUUUUAAACGUUUUUGUAAGAGCAAAGUAAAAUGAUAGGAUUUGUUUUUCGUUUUGUAUUCUCGUUGGGUAUUUUGAUUUGGUAUUCAAUUAGUGUCUGGAAUAUGAUUGCGGACUAUUUUAAUAAGGAAUUUCAAAAGUUAUUAUUGAAUACAUCGAAUGAGAUUGAUGCUGUUAUACAUGAUGAACUUUAGAUUGGAAAACUUUUAAAUUAAGGAUGUUAUUAUGAAUAUAAGUAUCAAAUUUAUUAAGGAAAUUGUCUUAUGUCUUUGAGUAUUCAUUAUAUUCCUAUAAAUAAUGUUGUUCCUUGAAGAUGAAAGAGUUCUGUUUACAAUAAUUUUCGUUAGAUAACAUGAUGAUAGAGCGUUCAAAGGGAAUGAAAUAAUAUUAUUCUAAUUUGGUUGUCUGGGUCUGGGUUUCUGCUGUAUUUGCUUUUUUAUAAUGUAACCACAUUUUUUAUGAAUUAAAAAUAUGAUUUAUUAAUAACAGUUUUUUUU